AUGGGCCUCCAGCUCCCAGCGGGGGCCCAUGUAUCCCAGACGAUUCUCGUGGUCGCGUUGCACAUGUACCGUACCACGCUGUGUGCCCAGUUCGCCGACCCCAUUCCUCCUCUUUUCCCCACUUGCCGUCGCCGACUCGCCGUCGACGCCGACGGAGACAAGGGUUUCGGCAGCUCUCGUCUCCCGCUCUCUCCGGCGCUUCCGGUUGUAUUGGGGCCUCUCCUCCCGCGGCAGGCUGGAGGCUAUGGCGCUGGCGCUCGGUAA
Molecule: messenger RNA, 264 nt
Organism: Miscanthus lutarioriparius
Lineage: Eukaryota; Viridiplantae; Streptophyta; Magnoliopsida; Poales; Poaceae
Source: the annotation of a GenBank genome assembly